GCCCCGUACAGUCGAGCUAUCCGACAUUACUCUGUUAUAUCUGUGCAUAAUGUUUUCUUCGGCAGCCUAGAUACUGUUGAGAAAUCACUACGUCACCGCGCGUCAUGAUUUCGCUGAAUGAGCAUUAGUGAAGUGAAGCGUGACGAUCAGCUGAUAUGAAGAACUGCUGCUGCUGGUGUCUGGAGGCGACGGAACCACACUGCCUCAGGUGUUCGCGGCGCGGUAAGAUCGACAAACCUCUACUGCCUACCUCAACUGCCGAAAAUAUACACCACAGUGAUGUCGGAUGGUUUUGAGCUCGGCGGUGGUGGAAACUUCAGCUCUCUGUGUCCUAAUGGUAUAGCGUGGAUCUGGUAUGGACUGGGUGAAUGUGCUCAGGAUGGCAGAGAUGUUGCCAGUGUGGUUCUCGGACUCCUGUCAAUUGUCUGCUUCAUGGUGUCCUCAAUACCGCAAUACUACAGUUCCUGCAAGACAGGAAACAUGGACAGCGCUCUGUCUAUCUGGUUCCUCUUAUUCUGGCUGGCGGGUGAUUCGUGCAAUCUUAUAGGGUCAUUUUUGGCUGAUCAACUUCCUCUACAGAAAUAUACAGCUGUCUACUACGUCGUGGCAGACCUGUUAAUGCUGGCCAUGUACAUGUACUAUAAACUAAAGAAUAAAAGAUCUUCAGACCGUGCACUGCUAAAUGCACUCAGCGUGCUGUGUCUUUUAGGAAUGACAUCUUCACUUCUCAGUAUCCCUCAUUGGUCUCUUGAGGAUCAAAUGCCCUCAGGAUUCAGAGGUCGAGCACUACUGGCCCUGGAGGAGGACAACGGUGCAGUGCAGCCAUUCAAAACAAGAGAGAUUAUAGGCUUUGUUAUCGGCUCUAUUUCUUCAGUACUGUAUUUAUGCUCCAGACUGCCACAGAUUUACACCAAUUUUCAGAGGAAGUCAACAGAGGGCUUGUCGUAUUUCCUGUUUGCUCUGGUGAUUCUGGGAAACACCACAUACGGCGUGAGUGUUCUGCUGAAGAACCCAGAUCCAGGACAGGGAGAGGCCAGUUACAUGGUUCACCACCUGCCCUGGCUCAUCGGCAGCCUCGGAACUCUCUCACUAGACCUGGUCAUAUCUGUGCAGUUUAUGAUGUACAGGAAAUCUCCACAGGUUUCUGCAGAUACAGAUGAAGAAAGGGCUGCGCUUCUGCAAAACUGAACUACUCAUUCCUGCUGUGACUGCAUUAAAAGCUGAUGGAUGGUUUUUGAGCAUCACAUUUCACAAAAAUGCACAAAAAACUUGAGUUUUAUUUACAUUUUAUAUCAAUAGGUUUUAUUAUAGCGAGCAGCAUCAGUGAUUCUAAUUAUUAUUUUUGUCUCAUAGUAGUUGCUGUUCUUAAAGGGAUAGUUCACCCAAACACAAAUAAACAAACUUUUAUUCAUCGUUCACUUGUUCAAAACCUAUUUGACGGUUUCUAGCUUUAAACACAAAAGAAGAUGUUUUGAAGAAUGCUGGCACUCAUGGACUUUGAUUUUUUUUCUCUACUAUUGAAGUUCAACCAGCAUUCUUCAAAAUAUCUUCUUUUGUGUUCAACAGAAUAAAAAAACUCAUAAAGGUUUAAAACUACAUGAGGGAGAGUAAAUGAAUGGAAGUUUAAAACUUUGCGUGAACUAUCCCUUUAAUUGUUACCAAAGGGAUCAUUUACACACUUGUACUGUACUUCAGAACUCACAAAAGCUUUUAUUUUUAUUUUUUCAACGCAUGCAAUCUUGUAAAUUUGAUGUACAGUGAAUUAAGUGCUGCAUACAGCAGACUUGACUGAGGAAGACUUGUGAAAACGGGCUUCUUCAGUCUGUGUACUGUAAUCUAUUAAGUAUCAGUUGGUUUUGUUAAGAUGUUUUUAAUCUUUAUAUGGUGGCCUUGAUUAUGCACUGCACCUGACCGUCAGUUUGUAACUUCUUUUAUUGAAGUUCUUAUUUUGAAGUCUUAUUUGACUUUGUGCCUGUUUUCUUUUCUGUAUCACAACACACACUAAAGAUCUUUGUUUUCUGGGGCCAAA
Danio rerio (zebrafish) is the source of this 2029-nucleotide messenger RNA. The record is from RefSeq and is a predicted model, not a curated record. NCBI's taxonomy places the organism in Eukaryota, Metazoa, Chordata, Actinopteri, Cypriniformes, Danionidae.